GAGCAGGCAGCAUGCCUGUGCAGCCUCGAGAACGCAGCGUCCGCGGGCAAACUGAGUGAAUUUAGUGAUUGUAGUUUCGACUAUUAUCACAAACUAUCGAACCCGUCGAGCAUUUGCAGCAAUAAGCCACCAAAAGCCCACCCACAGCUGUCCAAGCACAAGCACUGCCGAAAGCCGAACAUCGGGAUGGUAGUACUCUGGGCCCAAGACGGCGUCGACGGCGCGGCAGGCCCCACCGGCUUCGCUCAGAGCCGCCGCUCGGAUGACGAAGACACUAGCGACGCCGAUUCCCUCUCACAAUCGGAAGGCGGCGCGCUGGACGCGCCGCUGCUGCCAGAAAACCCCGAUGAGGACGAGGCCGACGCCACGGCCCGGCGCGAGGCGCUGCGCGCGUGCUGCGCGCGCGGCCUGAUGUUGGUCAAAUGCUUGGCGGCCUACCUCCUCGUCGUCUCUAUCGGCGCGGGCGUGCUGGCGUCGAUCGCGGAAUGGGUCGUCGUCGCGGCGCGCCGGGCCCGCGGCACGGACGACGACGACACGCACGAGUGGUGGAGCUGCCUCUGCGAGCAGUCCGUCGCGGCGCAUUGGGUCGACAGCUCGCAGCCCGAGAAGAUUCCCGUCGUCCUCUCGGCGACGUUACUGCAGAGUAUUAUCCUCGCGUCUGCCAGCUUGCUCGUGGCGCAUCGCGCCUGCGUUCGCAUGGAAUGGCUCGGCUCGGCGGUGGUCAACGUGCUGUUCCUCACUCUCGCUAUUCUUUUGCCACCGGCAGCCUCCGGUUGGCCUGCACCCACCGCGAUAUCCUCCAGCCUGGCGACGCUGGCUUCCUGGGCAUUCCGCCCCUUCGGUGAUGACGGCUGCAAAAGUUCGCGGCGGUUCGCCCGGUGGUGCGUCGGCGUCGCGGCCGCGGCGCUCGCGACGAACGCUGGCGUUUUAAUCUUCCUCGUGUGGGCCGAGCGCCUGCGCCGCCGCGCCGCCGCCGCCGGGGAGAAGCGGAGCAAACCAAGGGCCGUCGUCGCGCUGGGCGGCCUGGCCCUCGUGGGCUACGCCGUAGCGGCCCUCGCGCGGCUGGGCGUCUCGGUCCUCGCGCAGCGGUCCUUCGACGCGUUCUUCUUCGAUCGCUGGAGCGUCGUGGCCUAUGUGGCCGGUCAGCCCGGCUUCCAGCUCGCCGGCGCGACGGCGUUCGCCUCGGUUGCGAUGGCGGUACGUGGCGUCGCGACCGGGGACCGCGCGCACCUGCGGGUCGCCGCGCUGCUCGGCGCCGUGGCGCUGUAUAUCAAUCUGCCCGCAUUCGUCGCGACCUGUGUGGAAAUCAACCAGUGUGUCGGGUGCGGAGGACGCACGCGCCGUAAAAUUUUGAUUUCCACACAGAUCGCGACUGCCGACGCGGCGCGGCGCCGCGGCCUCUGGCUCGGCGGCACAAAUCAUUGCGUGGCCGACUACCUCGCGCGGCGCGACGCCUCGGACAUGUACGGGCGGCCGUCGCCGGCCCGCGCGCCGCCUCUGUGUCGCUACAUCAUCACGGAGAUCUGGGGGACCGCGCUCCAUUUGCUCUUCUUGCUGCUUGCGACCAUUGCGGCGGCGGCGGCCGUCCGCGGCGACGGCGCGGUGGCUGCGUAAGCUUUUUUUGUGUGUUUCGAGCGUGAGGAACACCCGUCGUGAACCUCGGCAUGUAUUCU
Pelagomonas calceolata is the source of this 1673-nucleotide messenger RNA. The record is from the annotation of a GenBank genome assembly. Lineage: Eukaryota; Pelagophyceae; Pelagomonadales; Pelagomonadaceae.